AUGAGAAGUUUUUCCUUUUUUACAGGAAAGUGCAUCUUACACAAAAGUGCAGCUGAAACAAUGGUCUUUACCACUGAUCAUGUUCUUGCUCUUACACCUGAGAGCAAAGUGAAGUUAGAUAUUCGUGAACCAAUGAGAAUCGUCGCUUGUUCAGUCCCAAGUGACCCAAGCAUGUCUCCAGUUCCUUUUCUAAUGAAAAAUCUGAGUGACGUCAUUGAUUCAGACCGCAAUGUCUUCUUUGAGCGUGGAUACAGUCGGAGAUUUCUAGCUGCUCCUGAAGGCUUCAAUAUCUCAGUUCACAAUACAUUAUGCCAUGCCAACAAUAGUACGCGCCUGCAUUAUCAGCACAACGUAGAAGCGGUUUACUGGAUCAAAGGUCAAGGUGAAUAUGCCUUGCAAACUGGUGCGCAGAAGCACGAGUUUAACCCUGAAAAGCAUCGCGGGACUUUGUUUCUUUUGGAAAACGAUGCGCAUGUGGCCAAGAUUGGCUCCGCUGAUUCCGUAGCAAUCUGCCUGUUUUUCCCUGCGCUAAAGGGAAAUGAGCGUCUCAAGUUUGACCAGGAAUCUGGCUCGUCUUACUAA
Molecule: messenger RNA, 582 nt
Organism: Porites evermanni
Lineage: Eukaryota; Metazoa; Cnidaria; Anthozoa; Scleractinia; Poritidae
Source: the annotation of a GenBank genome assembly